AAAACUGUCACAACAAUUUCAAAAUCAAAAUACAACAGUCGCUGUGCGUAACUUAAAAUUUCCUUUAAUUUAUUUAUUUCACAAGAAAUGUCCACCAUUGAAAGCGAAGACUUGGUUGUUGCGCCGUGGGUGGGUCCAACAUGCUGCAAGAACUGCAACUCAUUCGUAGUUCUAUCGUUUAAUUACGACAUGAUUGAUAAAAUCUCCAGCGCUCUAACUGAAGCACAUUCAAAAGGAUCACAUCGUUGGAAAUUGAUUUUACUCCGGGCUAAUAACUUGGAAAAACUAGUGAGAAUGAUGAGACGGACCGAAAAUGUGGCCUUAGACUUUAUAAUUAUAGCAUUGGACACAACGAAAGUGUUUGUUUUGGAAUGGGCUAAACAGGUUCUACUGCAAGUGCAUCCAGACCUGCGCAGACGCCGGGUGAUCCUCGUCAACGGCAGCGGCCUGCCCGUCUACUCCAUGGCGAUAGAAGCCGAGGAACUGCUCUCCCUCCAAGAUGACUUCAACCUCGACAUGGUGUCUGCCAAUGUGUUCAACAAUGAAGAUGCAACAUACCUUGCUCAGAGAUUACUGAAAUAUUUUGAAGUGUCGGUUGGAGCUGCUACUGGAAUACCUAACCUGAACAUCUGAUCUGAUCAUGUGCUAUCUAUGUAAUGCUAUUAUAAGAAUUUACAAAUUAUGAUAAUGAAAAUAAAAACAUAUCACAUU
Molecule: messenger RNA, 711 nt
Organism: Plutella xylostella (diamondback moth)
Lineage: Eukaryota; Metazoa; Arthropoda; Insecta; Lepidoptera; Plutellidae
Source: RefSeq, a predicted model, not a curated record